AUGAGCGACGACAGGAGAGGAAACGGCGGUUACAACAACCGCAAGAGACGCUACAACAGAGACGACGAUGAGGGUGGCUACGAUCGCAGGCCCCAACGCAGAAGAUACGAAGAUGCGCCUCCUGGAACACGCCUGCGCCGUCAGCUUCUCGCCGUGGCUGAAUCGCCCAUGCGCAACCCCGAAGACGAGGUGACGGAGAUAGCAAAGCUGGUCACCGAAAACUACCACGACAACUACGUCAAGGAGACGUACUGCGAUCUGGUCCUUUCUCUGGUUCUCGAGCAGCCAUUCAAGAUUCCCUUUGUCGCAGCUUCCGUCCUGUGCGCAAACAACGACAAGAGCGAGGCAGGCGCUGAGGUUUUGGCCCGCACUGCCAUCCUCCUGCAGAGACACCUCGACGCCGGAGAAUGGCGCAACGUCAAGCUGUUGCUGCGCUUCCUGGCCUGUCUACAACCUCUGUUCAGCGAUGAUGGAGUUUUUGGCAUUCUGGAUGAGCUCUUCGAUCGCGCUGUUGACCUCCAGACUGCCUCUACCGACGAUGCUGUUGGCCUCGAACUGGUCAAGGUCAUUCUCUUCACCAUCCCCUACGUACUGGCCGCACCCGACACUGGACUAGAACAACGCGCCGCUGAGUUAUUGGAGAAGACGGACAUUGUUGCAUCCACACCACACGCCCUCGAGGCCCUCGUUGAUCCCUACCCGGCGGCCGAGGGAGAGCAGAAGCCCAUGGCCUGCCCCAGCAUCCUUAGUGCUCUCCAGACUCAACUUCAGGCUGAGGCUGCUUCGGGUUGGAAGCUCGCCUGUAUCCCCCGCCUGACUCGCGCCACCGCCCCGGCUCCUGCUGAGGGAGAGAAUGGCGAGCAGGCUGCUCCCAGCAAGCACUCGUUCCCCCAAUUCUCUGUGCCUUCCCCUGUCAACCCCGGUCCCAAUGCCCUCUUCCCCGAGGUCUGCUUCUCGCUUUUCGCCGACCAAGACGUAGAGUCUGUCCCUCCCACCUCCAACAUUGCUGCAUCGCUGCUACGAGACGCUGUCACGGAUACUAUCAACAUCCUCGACUUCAACCGAAACGCUGCUGCAAAGUUCCUGAUCGAUGUCGACUGUUACUGGGCCCCUAACACUUUCGUCAAGCGCGCCACCGCUUUUGACAAGCUCAAGGAUGUUCCCGAAGGCCGUUCGACCUGGAAGCCCGAAGAUUUGGUUGUCGAUGCUGUCUUCUCUCAGAUCCUGCGCCUGCCUACCUCGGAACACAAGCUCGUCUACUACCACUCGGUCAUCACCGAGGCAUGCAAGAUCGCUCCCGCCGCCGUUGCGCCAAGUUUGGGUAGAGCUAUCCGUUUCCUCUUCCGCAGUCUCGAUGUCAUGGAUCUCGAGCUCUCAUACCGUUACAUGGACUGGUUCGCCCACCACUUGAGCAAUUUCGAGUUCCGCUGGAAGUGGGCUGAAUGGAUUGAUGACCUUGAGCGUUCCGAUCUCGAACCCAGAAAGGCUUUCAUCGUCGGCUCGCUAGACAAGGAAAUUCGUUUGUCCUUUGCUAAGCGUAUCAGAGAGACGCUUCCUGAGGCCUAUGCCCCUCUCAUCUCCGAGGGCAAGAUGAAGGACACUCCCGACUUCAAGUAUCUGAAUGAGCAGACUCCGUACGCCCAACAAGGUAACGCCAUGCACGCAUUGAUCCGCAGAAAGGCUCCCGAAGAAGAGAUUGAGGCAGUCAUCAAUGAGAUCCAGGCAUUAGCCAGCGAACACGGCGUCGAGGAUGUCCUUGUACCAAGCACGGAUGCAUACAUGACCAGCAUCUGCUCCGUCGGUAGCAAGUCGCUCUCCCACGUCCUGUCCUGCAUCGAAAGAUGCAAGGAGCGCCUCCUCGCCAUCGGCCCUGAAUCCGAGCUCGCCCGUCGCCAAAUCAUCACAUCCGUCAUCGACUACUGGGCCGACCACCCCGGCACCGCCGUAAACAUCAUCGACAAACUCCUCAACUACACCAUCAUCACACCCAUGAGCGUCAUUGAAUGGGCCCUGCACGACCACCUCCAGCACGGCCGCGCCCUCGCCCAAACCCACAUCUACGAAAUGAUUUCCGCUACCAUGUUCAAGGUCAGCAACCGCAUGCGCCAGAUCGUGCGCGCCCGCGACGAAACAGAUCUUUCCGAGGAGCAGAAGAAUUUGCUGGAUGAGACGCUUGUCCGCGAGCGCCAAACCAUGCGUGAUUUGUUCAAUGCCAUCAUUGAGGCUGUGGAGACUGUGGCCAAUGCAGCUCAAGACGAUAUGAUUGAGCGCUUCGACGGCGAUAGUGCUGAGCAGACUUUGUUGCAGCAGUGGGGUGCUCGCUGGGCUCGUGUGUGGAGACGCAAGAUGGCUGUCGAAGAAGCUGUAGUUGGCGAAGCGGCUAUCGAAGUCGCUGAUAUUGCUAGAGAAGCUGAGAGAGUCAAGGCGGAGGCCCAGGCUGCCGAGGCUGCUGAAGCUGCUGCUAUUGCUGCUGCCGAGCAACCUGCUGAUGCCAACAUGGAUCAAGAGGAUCAUGAUGUUGCAUAG
Messenger RNA from Aureobasidium subglaciale EXF-2481, 2526 nucleotides. RefSeq lists its product as uncharacterized. The transcript is spliced from 3 exons. Bases 1 to 2526 code for a protein of 841 amino acids. Gene Ontology annotation, biological process: nuclear-transcribed mRNA catabolic process, nonsense-mediated decay; mRNA export from nucleus. Gene Ontology annotation, molecular function: mRNA binding; RNA cap binding. The record is from RefSeq and is a predicted model, not a curated record. Gene Ontology annotation, cellular component: nuclear cap binding complex; nucleus. NCBI's taxonomy places the organism in Eukaryota, Fungi, Ascomycota, Dothideomycetes, Dothideales, Saccotheciaceae.